CACACUUUGAGAUAUUUAACGACGCCUCUAAUAGCUACGGAAAAGGCGGUUGCGUUUGAUUUUAAGGACGGAAAUGGGAAAAAAUUGAGCGCAAUUUACAUGAUAUAGGGCAAGUCUCAAUGAGAUUUUAAUUUCAAGACCCACUUAUGUCAGACGUAAAUAACCCAGGCAUUCAGCGACCGAUCGAGUAGAGCAAGAACGCUCAGAGACGAGAGGACAGGUGGUAUCUUAAUAUAUUAAAAUUGAAAAUAAUAUAUUAUACAAUAUUACUGUUGGAAGACGCGGGUCUUCGGGAUAUUAAUUCCGAGACGUAUUAAUUGGAACAGAGUUAAAGCCCGUGAGCGGAGCAUAACAUUGUGCCUCGUAUUAUACGGUUUGCGAAAUUGGCCGGCUCGCCGCUUUGGGAUUAUAUUGAUAACACACAGUGAUAAUAUCUCAAAAGGAAAAGAAUCGAUAUUCACAUUUUGUAGCUGUUUAAAUAGAUGAAAGCAAAGAUCUCGGAUAUAUGUAUUUUACAGAUUGGCGCUUUUUGGAACGACUAUAUGCGAUGAUUGAGAACUGAACGUAUUUAUACAAACUCAUUGGCGAGUUCUCUGAACAAAAAUCUGCGAUAUUUGAAUAAAUCAGGUCAAGCAUUUGGCAGAGCCGGUUUGGAUUCAUUCCUAUAUAUAGCGAUAUACUUGAAUUGGAUCGAAUAACGGCGUUCAAUUUGACUGUAAGACGAUAUCUAGGAACUGACUAAACUGUUUUGGUUUUGUUACAUUUUAUCCACGAACUUGAUUGUGUGAAAUUGGCAAGCGACGCGCCAAAUCACAUGUAACAAUUGUAAACAGAAAUAAACUGUCCUUGCACUUGUGUGUGUUCGUCCGCGGGCAAUUUGUUCACUACAGUGUGGUACUGCUUCACGAUUUCGUGGGCGAAAAAUAUUUAUAACCCAAGUUGAAUUUGAUCGAUAAACAUAGCUAUAUCACAGAUUUUAUUUCAUACAGUUUACCUAACACAGACUGCUGGAUAAUAUCUCUGCUUGCGAUAAAGUAUUGUGUAAACUUAAAGUGGGAUAUUGGCACAUGCAUAAAGUAAAAAACCUUUGGUUCUCGUUUCCGAUUGGGCGAAAUUUUCAUUGAUUACAUACUAUCAUACGGUAAGGUGAAUAUAUCAUAUCGUAUCUUUGUGACGUAGACAUUGAAAUGAAGUGUUGAAGUGGGAAGUUUUUGAAUAUAUUGGAAUAUAUACUGGAUCGACCUUGGCGGAGCGUUCACUCGCAUAUAACAAAAAUAGUUGUGACUCGGAGACGAUUUUAGCGAGUUUAAACGAGUCGAUUCGAGUUGGCUUUUAAAACUGCAGUUGUAUUAUCAUCAAAGGUCACGUUUGAAAGAAAAAAGGAUAUCGAUCUGACUGCCAAAGCCAACCAAAGAUUAUACUGUGUCUUUCAAGUGGUAAAUCGUCCAUUUGCGAUUCAAAGAUAAAAGAAACCGGCGAACAUUCAGUUUUCGCGGAAUGAAAGCUCUUCGACGUAUAUUUUUACUCUGAAUAGUAAAAGACUCUUUGGAAAAAACUAUUUGGAUUCUAAGACUUAAAUCUUUGCAUUUUUACGCGCAGAAACAUUUGAUCGAGCAAGUGCUUGUCUGCUGGUAUAGUGUGCAAGACUCAGAGGGUAAUCCUUUCCAGUUAAAUGACAAACUCAUUGACAAUGGACAACAUAAGCCGCGAUAAUCACAGCCACUCUUCGAAAUCUACUGACCACUUCGUAUUUUUCUUGUCAGUUUGCCUUGUGGUCAUCGAAAUAUUGGGACUGUCAUGUAAUGGCAUAAUUCUUGCGGUUUACUAUAAAUAUUCGCGAUUACGUACGGCUACAAAUUUGUUCAUAUUGAACCUGGCUCUUUGUAACCUUCUCUUGGCCUUUCUUCAGCUAAUGCUGUCCUCUCCAUCGUUUUUCAAAGAAGAAUGGCUGUACGGUUAUGAUGGCUGUAUCGCGUAUGGAUUUCUGCAUCAAUACUUGAUAUCCGUCGCUGUGGUAACAUUGGGUUUGAUAGCUUUCGACCGCUUCUGUGUCAUUACCAAACCAGUGCACAAACUCAAAACGUUUAUCAUUACAAAACCUCGCGCAAAAUUGUUUAUAUUGCUAAUACAUUUAUACUCGUUGGUGUUUACCUUUCCAUUGUUGGUAGGCUGGGGUGAACUCGUACCAGACUCUCGAUACAACACGGGCUGUUACAUUCAUUACUCCGAACAGAGUCCGAGUUCGCUGGCCUACACAGUUACAUCGACAUUAUUCGCGUGUGUUCUUCCCUUUGUUGUGACCGCGUGUUGCUACGCGAAGAUCUACAAGUCCGUGCGCAAAAGCUCACGGAGAUGUACGCUGUACAAAAGUAACCGCAGUUCGAUUUACAAAGAGUCAUGCGCAAGACGAAAAUCUUUGUACCACACAAAGACCGCGAGAAUGAUUUCCAUCGUGAUGUUCUUCUUUCUGCUCACGUGGUUGCCGACGAGAAUUGUCGAAUUGCUUACGGCGUUCGGGUGCCCUGUGCCGCCGCUGGCCGCAUACGUUUGCAUGUUCCUAACGAAGUCGUGCGUGAUGUAUAACGCGGUCGUGUACGUGUUCCUGAAUCAUCGUUUUCGUGCUGCGUUCUUGCACAUGACGUUCGUGUUUCGCGACGACAGUCGACCGCGUUUCAACACGAGCGCUACAACGAAUGCAAGUAUGCGAAAUCUCGGAGAGAUUUUCGCGACUUCCGCUGGCGAGACUAAGAAGACAUCGCGGGCUCUGUCGCGAAAAACGUUGUCUCAGCUCUGCUUCGUCUCUGCCGUAGAGAUGCCAGAAUAUUCCUCCAACGUGGACUUGUCGCGAAUGUCUCGGAAUCCGACGAUCACUCGUCGUGAGGAAUCGCCUCAUAAUCGUAAAUCUUCGUGUUCAGAUCGCGAUUCGGCGCUAAACGACCGUGAACUAUCGGGCAUUUCGCGUGGAAAUCCAAAGGAACACGAAGGCUCCCGCGUGGAGUCUGAAGCAUGGGAAAAGGAUUAUGGGAAUGGGGCUUAUUUGAAUCGCGGGCUCGAUGAGGAGGAACCAGAGAGUGGGGUUGAAAAUGAUAGGGUAGGGUCACGCUUACCCUCUGUGGGGGAAGAAACAAAUGAAGCGGACAGCGGAAUAGCGGAGGCAAGCAAUGAGACAUGCUUAACGGCCGUAGAACUACACUCGAUGUCUGAUUCAAAUCCUCAGCACAUUAGCCCAAACAAUGACUCGCAGAUCUCAAGUGAUGCCUUUGAGAAGGGUAAAAUUGACUAUAGCUUCAAUAAUCCAGGGUUAUUCCAAGACGAUGAACGCUCCUCCGGGAAAUCUGAGGAACGUUUUGAGAAUUUUUUAAAACUGGAUAUUAACUCGUUGGAGGACAUGAUUUAGGCUGCUCGUCAUUACCAAAAAUAUAUGCGUUAUGUGUGUUAAAUAUUAAAGAAAAAUGUGUGUAUAUAAUUUGAAUAUUUUUAAAAAUAG
This is a messenger RNA of Dendronephthya gigantea, 3487 nucleotides long. RefSeq names its product melanopsin-like. Gene Ontology annotation, cellular component: membrane. NCBI's taxonomy places the organism in Eukaryota, Metazoa, Cnidaria, Anthozoa, Malacalcyonacea, Nephtheidae. Gene Ontology annotation, molecular function: G protein-coupled receptor activity. Bases 1673 to 3397 code for a protein of 574 amino acids. Gene Ontology annotation, biological process: G protein-coupled receptor signaling pathway. The transcript has a single exon. The record is from RefSeq and is a predicted model, not a curated record.